Ananas comosus (pineapple) is the source of this 2028-nucleotide messenger RNA. RefSeq names its product pentatricopeptide repeat-containing protein At1g09820-like. Gene Ontology annotation, molecular function: protein binding. The transcript is spliced from 2 exons. NCBI's taxonomy places the organism in Eukaryota, Viridiplantae, Streptophyta, Magnoliopsida, Poales, Bromeliaceae. The coding region runs from base 179 to 1999 and encodes 606 amino acids. The record is from RefSeq and is a predicted model, not a curated record.
UUUUGUUUCUUUGGUUCUUUUCCUUCUCAUCUUUGACAUUGAUGCAUCACGAAUGCCGUUCACCUGUUUGAUGAAAUGCCCCGUCCACAAACAAGUCGUCGCUUUGCGGUAUACUCCAUUACUAAAUCUACUGCGUUCAUGAAUUGAGAUAUAUCAUCAUCUUUGAUUCACCGCUCUCAUGGCGAUUCCACUACCACUACUCCGUCGUUCCAAAUCCAAACUAUUAGUAUUGCUACUACCACCACCACCCGUUCUCUCAUUUUCCCACUCUUUCUCCAACAUCUCCUCCUCCCCCGACCCCGCCGCGAUCUUCGCCCUUAUCUCCCGCCACCGCUGGUCCCGCCUCCAAACCCUAACCGGCGCCGCCACCGCCGCCGCCGCCGACGACCUCCUCCGCCGCCUCCUCUCCCUCCCCGACUCCGAUCCCCUCCUCCUCCUCCGCCUCUCCCGCUGGUCCCGCCGCCGCUUCCUCCGCCCUACCCCUCUUCACCUCCACUCCCGCCUCCUCCUCCUCCUCGCCGACCGCAAGCUCUACUCCCGCCUUCGCUCCGAACUCCACCUCCUCGCCGCCUCCCGUGCCCAUUCACCUUCCUCCCUCCUCCACUCCCUCUCCUCCUCCCUGCUCCGCCACGAUCGCCUCGCCCUCCUCGCCGACAUGCUCGUCCUCGCCCUCGUCAGAACCUCCCAAACCUCCUCCGCCUUCGAAGCCUUCCGCCGCUCCGCCGACUAUGGCUGCCGCCUCUCCGUCCUCUCCGUAAACCCCUUACUAAGCGCUUUGAUCGAUGAAGGAGAGAUUGAUGGGGUGGAGACGGUCUACAAGGAGAUGAUGCGGAGAAAGAUCGGCCCGAAUUUGAUCACCUUUAAUACCGCAAUCAACGGCCUUUGUAAAUCCGGGAAGCUUCGUAGGGCGGAGGAUCUCAUCAAGGAUAUGAGGACUUGGGGGUUUGUGCCGUCUGUUAUCACUUACAAUACCUUAAUUGAUGGAUAUUGCAAGAAGGGCCGGGUGGGGAAGAUGUUCAAGGCCGAUGCUCUUCUAAGGGAGAUGGUGAGCUGGGGAUUACGCCCGAAUUUGGUUACUUUUAAUACGUUGAUCGAUGGAUAUUGCAAGGACGGGAAUAGCUCUUCUGCAAUGAGGUUCUUUGAUGAGAUGAAGCGGCAAGGGUUGUGUCCGAAUGUGAUCACCUAUAAUUCAUUGAUCAGCGGGCUCUGUGGUGAAGGGAAAAUGGAUGAAGCGCUUGGAUUGAUGAAAGAGAUUGAGGGCUUCAAUGCGGUGCCCAAUGUGAUUACUUUUAAUGGACUCAUUAAUGGUUUCUGCAAGAAGGGGAUGCUCGUAGAAGCAAACGGUUUGCUUGAUGAUAUGAUGAAGAGGAAAAUUGAGCCCAGUGUGGUUACCUACAAUACUUUGAUCGACGGGUAUUGCCGGUGUGGUGUGAUCAAGGAUGCUGUUGAACUAAAGCGAGUGAUGGGAGAGAAAGGGAUUAGUCCCAAUGUCUCGACUUACAACUGUUUGAUAUUGGGCUUCUGUAGGAAGGGUGACAUGAAGAGUGCUGCAAAGCUUUUGGACGAGAUGGGAGAGAAGGGUAUCAGAGCUGAUCUUGUAACUUAUAAUGUUCUUAUCAGUGCCUUGUGCCAAAUAGGGGAAUUGGGGAAGGCUGUGAAGCUUGUAGAUGAAAUGUUUGAUGUUGGUCUUCAACCCAGUCAUGUAACUUACAACACUUUGAUUGAUGGGUAUUGUAAGAAAGGGAAUAUUAGGGGGGCAUUGAACAUGAGGGCAAGGAUGGAGAAGGGCAAAAAGCAUGCGAAUGUGGUGACUUAUAAUGUGCUGAUCAAGUAUUUCUGCAGGAAAGGGAAGUUGGCGGAAGCUAAUGAGCUUUUGAAUGAGAUGCUGGAGAAAGGGUUGGUUCCAAAUAGAAUUACCUAUGAGAUAAUUAAGGAUGGAAUGGUGGAAAAAGGGUAUGUUCCUGAUAUAAAAGGAUAUCACUCUAAUGACGCUUCUUAAAACUUAAACUUCAAUGAAUAUGGUGAUGG